AUGGGGGUGGGCAAUACUAUUAGGGUUUGUUUCCGCGGGUUAGGGUCGGAGAGGGUGAAGGAGAUAAGAAAGCAACUUGGGAAUGGGGACGCAGUGUCACAAAUUUUUAUUUGCUCAUUCCUUGGCCUUUAUAGGCGCUGCUGUUUUACUUCCUUUUCCGUGUCUGUGUCUGUGUGUGUUUCUUCGCGUGUCUACGUGCGUGUGUAUGUGUGUCUGUGUGCGUGCUUUUGGAUCGGCAACUGGCAUUCUCUCCAGAAAGCCACACCUCUUUUUCCUUUUUGUACUGAUGAUAUGUAA
Messenger RNA from Trypanosoma brucei brucei TREU927, 297 nucleotides. RefSeq lists its product as hypothetical. The coding region runs from base 1 to 297 and encodes 98 amino acids. The record is from RefSeq and is a predicted model, not a curated record. The transcript has a single exon. NCBI's taxonomy places the organism in Eukaryota, Euglenozoa, Kinetoplastea, Trypanosomatida, Trypanosomatidae.